Molecule: messenger RNA, 1974 nt
Organism: Orbicella faveolata
Lineage: Eukaryota; Metazoa; Cnidaria; Anthozoa; Scleractinia; Merulinidae
Product: angiopoietin-related protein 7-like
Source: RefSeq, a predicted model, not a curated record
UUGAUCGGAAAAUGUCGUUCCAUUUUCCUCGAUAAGUUCCACUGGUCUCUGACCAGUCGGUUUAGCAUAAUGUCACUAGUUUCUUCCGUCAAGCUCAAAAAUAGUAGGCUCGAUUUCCGCCGCUCUCUCGUGUCUGGUCUACGUUCCUCCCUGAGAUGGGGGAGGAGCGCAGGCUCCUUUCCCGAACUGCGGCUGGAAAUCGUGCCUAUCGCAAAAGACGGUCAACCGUAAAUAUGAUUGCUGCAAUUUUUAUUUAAUUUUACACGCAAUAUAUUUGCAGUUAUUCCAUUUGUGCAUGCUAAUUUUCACAAUGUACUUUUUUCCUGUCACCAAAUUGUUACUAUUUUUAAGAAAGCGCAAAUUUUUAUGUGGCAAAAAUUUCGUUAGAGUCAGUAGAUACCUCGGAACACCCAUUUUUUUUCAGCCGCGUCUCUCUAGUAACUUAGUUACUUCCUGAUUAUUAUUUCUUUGUGCGAGUCUGUGGUGAAUGAGUAGUCUAAACAUUCUUUUGUGAGUGAAUUUGUGGAUUUUGUACACAGUGUUCAGAAAUAAACAUAACAAAGAAAAAGUCCGAUGGUUGAAUGGGUCAAUCUGCGAAACACGAAAAAGCGGCUUGAUCCUGGCCCUGUAAACAUCACACCAGUUUGCCGAGCUUUAGUUAACUAUAAUUAACAGAUCUUCGCACACUACGUUGAGGUCACUUCUCAGCCGAGAAUGAGUUUCGUUGACGCGAUUUUUUGUCUUUUCAUUUGCAGCUUACUGUUUCACCCAGCCAGUAGCGUGACGAAUGCAUCGAACCAAGUUGCGUCCAACAAAACGCCAGUUGUUUCUCCGUCGACCAAAUGCCACAACGUGCACUUCAACAACUAUUACUCAGGACCGCCAAACAAAGAUAUCAAGGCGCAUCUCAUCAAAAUACAGAAUCAACUAGCAGAUGCACAGAAAAAACUCGUUGCAAUGACGGGGAACAAAACUUUUAAGCCAGUGAAGAAAAACUGUGCUGAGCUGUAUAAAUCUGGCAAAAGAAUCAACGGUGUUUACACAAUCGACCCCGAUGAUUCAGGUGCCUUUGAUGUCUUCUGCGACCAAACAACAGCCGGUGGAGGGUGGACGGUAUUCCAGAAAAGAUUGGAUGGCUCCGUUGAUUUCAGCACCCGCGGUUGGCCCGACUACAAGCGUGGUUUUGGUAAUCUGAAUGGUGAGUUUUGGCUGGGAUUGGACAAAAUUAACCGCCUGACGAAGGCAAAGAACAGACUGCGAGUGGAUCUCGAAGAUACACAAGGAAAGACUGCAUACGCUGAGUACGACGUUUUUGCUGUUUCGAGUGAAAGAAGCAACUAUGAACUCAGUCUUGGAAAAUAAUCCGGAACUACUGGUGAUUCAUUGGGCUAUCAUCGUAACUCACCGUUUACAUCAAAAGAUCGCGACAAUGAUAAUUGCCCGGGAAACUGCGCUGUGGUAACUAAAGGAGCUUGGUGGUUCAACUGCUGUGCAUAUUCCAACCUGAAUGGCUACUAUUACCGUGGGCCUCACAAAUCCGUCCACGACGGCGUCAACUGGCGUACCUGGAAGGGUGGAAGCUACUCCGCUAAGCGGACAGAGAUGAAGAUCAGGCCCGUUGACUUCAGUUAAAACUCGUUGGAGGCGUGCGUCAGUUUUAGUUUUCCGUACUAGAUUAAAAUAUCGAUAACUAGCUCCCCGAUUCACUUUCCUACCUUAAAUGUGAUUAUAACUUUUGUGGUUCUGUUCGAGAUUAUGUUGUACACGGUGUGGGUCAAACUUAUGAAAGAUGUUAGACAUAUUUUGUAGUACUGUCUUCUACUUUUAUAUGGUGGAUUUUUUUUGGUUGCUCAAUUUGUAAACUGAAAUGCAAUUUGUUUUAGCGUGUAUUGUGUUGGGCGGUUAUAAACGUUUUAAUAUAUAAAGCCGUGGUAGCCUUGUCUCCAUUGAUGCCCGAUAUUGUUUCGUUUAUUU